Carya illinoinensis is the source of this 1286-nucleotide messenger RNA. RefSeq lists its product as uncharacterized. Bases 344 to 847 code for a protein of 167 amino acids. The record is from RefSeq and is a predicted model, not a curated record. NCBI's taxonomy places the organism in Eukaryota, Viridiplantae, Streptophyta, Magnoliopsida, Fagales, Juglandaceae. The transcript has 2 exons.
AUGAAUCCAAAAGGCAAAAGCACAGAGUGAGAUGCAAUUAUUCAUGUCAUGGUUUUCUUUCUAAGCAAGUGCGAAAAGAAAUUCUCUCCCCCAAAAGCAGAAAAAGGGAAGGGAUAGAAAGCAUAAUAUAAACAUCACUUGCUAUAAAAUUUUCAGGUGACUGAUUCCCACUCUCAUUGUGCCAAGCAUCAAAGAAAAGAUCCUUCGCUUUCUCUUAACUAUUUCUCUCUCUCGCUCUUUAUUUCCUUUCUCUCUCUUUAUCUUACUCCCACUUCUCCAACUUUCUCUCUCUAUGAUCAGACACCAACUGUUAUAGAGGGAGGGGGGAGAGAGAGGAUUAACCAUGAAAAACACCAUUAGAUGCUGCAUCUCUUGCAUUCUACCAUGUGGAGCUCUCGACGUAAUUCGCAUAGUACACUGCAAUGGCCACGUGGAAGAGAUCAGCGGGACAAUCCGAGCCAGCGAGAUUAUGAAGGCCUACCCUAAGCACGUCCUAAAGAAACCCUCUUCUUCAUCAGACGAGGGUUGUGUACCAAAGAUUGUGAUAGUCCCCCCGGACGCAGAGCUUCGACGCGGAAAGAUAUACUUCCUCAUGCCGGUACCUUCAAACCCGGAAAAAAAUCGAUCGAGAUCAUCAUCCACGAGAAAGAAAAGAAGAUCAGAGCCCAAUAACAACCCCAACAACGCUACGUCAAUGACAAAACCAUUGAUAUCGGAUCAGUACUUGAGUGAAAUACUCUCGGAUCAGAAGCUUUCCACGCAAAGGGAUCGCAGCAGGCGAGACCGUGUUGGGGUAUGGAGGCCUCACUUAGAGAGCAUUUGUGAGUCACCAAGUGAUCAUGUUUGACGGCGACCGGAGUUUGAUUAUCUUCUCGUGAUUCAUUUAAUUUAGGCAUGUGCAAGAAAAAAUAAUGCGAUAUUCUGUUAGGGUUUGGAAAUGGUGGCGAUGAUAUGAACAGUUUUGUCUGGUAGGAAUUCGGCAUCCGAUAAGAUCGUAAUUACGCUACCAUUACCGGAAUUCGGAUUGUGAUGUCCUGAAAAAGAGGUAGAGGGAACUCCAAAGCAUUGUGGGGUUCUUUUUGUUAUAUAUUGAAAGAGAGUGAUCACCAGGGGAAGAAACUGUUUUUGAGGUAGACCCACUUCUACUGUUCACUGUAAAUUUCGCACAUGAAUAAUUAUUGGAAGGUGAUUGCUCUAUCAUGAUCAUUGUAUGAUCUUAUUAUGUGGACGGAUCGGACUAGUUUGGCCAUUCAAUAUUAGGCAGAAUUAAUGUUGUGGUUUCCAAA